Dromiciops gliroides (monito del monte) is the source of this 806-nucleotide messenger RNA. Its product is annotated as cathelicidin-6-like. The record is from RefSeq and is a predicted model, not a curated record. The coding region runs from base 237 to 551 and encodes 104 amino acids. Lineage: Eukaryota; Metazoa; Chordata; Mammalia; Microbiotheria; Microbiotheriidae. The transcript is spliced from 3 exons.
CUGAAGAAAGGAUGAAAGGCAGGAAGAGAUCCUUGUGACACUCGUCAGACAUGCCCUGGCAGGCAUCUGUCCCCUGCAGAUGAGGAAAUCAGGACCCAGGUCAGUGAAGUAAUCCAUGCCAAGGCAACACAGCCAGUUCCCAGAGCAGUGGACUCUCUGCCCUCUUUUCAGGGCUCUGUUCACUCUUCUACACCAUAGGAAAUGUUUGUUUCCAUUGGCCUGAUGCCUUGCAGACGAUGGAGGGGAUGCCUUUUCAACCCAGGACUGGACCAGGACCCCGGUCCUACAUUCCCUUCCCUUUACCAGCCUCCAUCCCAUCUAGCCCUAACUUGUCCUUUCAGCUUCUGAGUUUUACCUUGAAGGAAACCAUGUACCCCGUGACUGAGGGGACCCCCCUGGACCAGUGUGACUUCAAAACAGAUGGGCUGGUGAAAGAGUGUCAAGGCUCAAUAUGGCUGCCAUCAUCCUCACCUGUGACCCAGAGGCCCCAGAGAAAUAUUAUUUUGAGAGGGGCUCCACAGGCUUCAACAGACUACCCAAAGGGUCCAUGACCCAAAAAAAGUGAGCUUCUGCAGAAACCAUGGUGGGGAGAAGAGGAAUUCCGAUUUAUGAAAGAGAAUUGGAAUGAACAGAAUACUUAUGUCAUUAAAGCCAGAUCAUUUGUCCCUCUGAGUCUUGGAUUCGUUGUAAAAUGAGGGGCCUGAAUAAGAGGAUCCCUGAGGUGCCUGACUACAUUUGGUCCUCAGUGAGGGACCUGUGAGUACAGCUGAGUGACCCCAUCCUCCUGUCAGCAUCCCAAUGGGUUU